Messenger RNA from Doryrhamphus excisus (bluestripe pipefish), 4524 nucleotides. It is a transcript of the gene arhgap46a, whose product is annotated as Rho GTPase activating protein 46a. Gene Ontology annotation, biological process: signal transduction. NCBI's taxonomy places the organism in Eukaryota, Metazoa, Chordata, Actinopteri, Syngnathiformes, Syngnathidae. Gene Ontology annotation, cellular component: cytoskeleton; cytoplasm. The record is from RefSeq and is a predicted model, not a curated record. Gene Ontology annotation, molecular function: GTPase activator activity; protein binding.
CCCCCACGCAACACUCGGCUCAGUGUGCUUCGUGGAAACUUCAUCUCGGACCUCUGCAGCACAAUCCUAUCUUUCAGAUUGCACCAUUUUAGUUGAGUUUUGUUACAAUGUAAAGAAAAUGUCCGGGACAAGCUCUGAUUGGGUGGAGAUCCUGGAGCCCCGCUCCCGUGAGCGUAUGUAUGUGAACCUGACCACCGGCGAGUGCGGCUGGGAUCCCCCUCUCGGCGCCCCCGUCCGCCAGGCAGACGGGAACCAAUGGUGGGAGCUCUUUGACCCUCAAAGUGGCCGCUUCUACUACUACAACUCCAGCGGGCGCCGUACAGUCUGGCAUCGGCCGCAAGGGGCCGAUAUCGUUCCUCUUUCUCAGCUUCAGGCCAUGAAGCGUUGCAGUGACGCCAAGCGAGUGGGAGUGGGUGUGGACAGGCCCCGUCACGGGACCACAGGGAGUGUGGGCAGCAUAGGGAGCCAAGGACAGGGCACCUCUUUGCCUGAGCAAGAUGGAGACAGCCACGAGGCCAUCGAGGUAGCGUCUCACCCAGAGCCGGACCCGGCUGUGGAUGUCAGGUCGCAGGGAGACGGAUGCAGCAACCAACACCGAGAACCGCAGAGGGAUGCCCCUCAAAGAUGGCAGCCUGCACCAGGUUCUAAGGCGGCCAUGUUGGUAAAGGUGAACAGCAUGAGUCGGAGCCAGCCAAUCCCGGCUUCGCAGCAACAGCAGCCACCGCAAGUCCAGCACAACAAAGCCAACACCUUCACGCUCCACCCAUCCAGCAGUAAGACCCCAGGCGGAUGCAUUGGCCCCACCCAAGGAUACAAAACCGCCCCCCCUGGCAAAGCGGCAGUGGACCCGCGCCAGGCACAUCACCUGAGAAAAGCCAGCAACGGCAGCUUUUGUUUAGCGACAGCAGACAGCGGCCACCCCAGCCCCCUCCUUCACAGGUCCCAGACCAGCACGCCACGCCCGGUCUCCCCCCAGUACGGUUGCGGUGCCCCCAUCUAUGACGUGCCGGUUACAGACUGUCCCAUAUAUGACGAACCCCCAGUGGACAUGGAGGUGGAGGGGGCGCACCUCUACGCUGGGCAGCCGCUGUCCCGCCUGACACCCACCCAGAGCCUCCAGAAACCGAGACUUCUCCAGCACCCUGCCCCGCCCCCAACAGGUUCCAGACACAGAAGAAACCCUUCCGCGUCUGACUAUAGCCCAGCUGGUCUGGAGUGCAUCAAACAUAUGAUCAACGUGGACCCCAAACAGGGGCUCCUAUCCGGCUCCCCCGUACCCACACGCACCCCCUCGCCGAUCGCCAGGCAAGACCUCGUCCCGCCCCAAGCUCAGGCUCAGCCACACCCCCAAGCGCAGGCUCAUUCCUUGCCCCAAGUUCGAGGCCAGCUGAGGGACAGAGAAGCGCUGCCCCCGGGCCCGAGUACCCUGGAUAAGAAGCAGAACUGGCGAGUCCUGGAGGCCACGGUGCAGCGCGCCAUGGAGGCCCGCCACAGCAGGCAGAGCAGCCAGGCCUCGCAGGACUUCACUUCCUCUACACCGCAGGCGGCCGCCAACUACCAGGAUUCCGGCUACUCCACCGGGCCUUCCCCGAGUCUGAGAAGGAAAAGCCGGAGAAGGAUGGGACCCGGGGGGGGCGCCGGAGGCAGGCCCGGGUCGGUGGGCAGCAGUGGGGAGCUGUGUGCCCUCAACGAGAGGCUGAUGGCCGAGAUGAGGGAAGUCGUGAGUCGUUCCAACACGAUGAGGGAGGUGCGAGUGGGACUGGAUCCCGAGAUCGGCGAGAGGGCGAUCGUGUCCCGGACACGCUCCCCCGCAGACUCACUCCGCUGGUAUGGAGGAGGGGGAGGGGCAUCAGCGAGCGGGUGCUCAUCCCGAGAGGACAUCGCCGGGGCUUCCCGCUCUCCCGGGAAGGCGGGUAGCGCUGCCCUGACCCCGCUGGAGAUCCCGGGGCGACAGAAAAGGACGUAUGAAAAGGUGGACACCUUGGAGAUGAGCAUGAACAGCCAGGCCAGCCUGUCUUCACCCGAGACGCCGGGGCCACCCUCUCAGGUGGGCACCCUUGAACUGCAGGCUCAGUCGGAGAACAGAAAGAAGGACCUGCUGGACGGACGGAGCGCAUCGCUGGGCCCGCAUCGGCCCGCCAACCACGACAACCGCGAGGGAUCCGAUGGAACGAAAGCCGCGGAAACGUCCUACCAGUUCUCCUACGCCACCCUGCGACAGCCACCACCUCCAGACAUGGGCAUGGAGGACUGGGCCAGCAAGCACCUCAACAUGCACACGCAAGGCCUGUUCCGGCGCCGCGUCUCCAUCGCCAACAUGUUAUCCUGGAACCGAGGUUCCAUCAAGAAGCCCAUGCUGGUCACCAGCAACCGUGCCGUCAGGAAGGAGGCUUGCGAAAUGUUCAAGCUGGUCCAGGCCUACAUGGGGGACAGGCCGUCUCGUCUGGACCGCCGCCACAGCGCCCUGCUCAUCGUCACCAAGUGCUGGGACAUGCCGGGCCUGCGGGACGAGCUCUACGUGCAGCUGGUCCGGCAGACCACGGGCAACGCCAGCCCCCGAAGCUUGGCGGCGGGGUGGGAGCUGAUGGCCGUCAGCUUGGCCUUCUUCGCCCCGUCGCCCAAGUUCCGCUGUUACCUGGAAGGCUACAUCCAGAGACACACGGAGCCCACCAGCGACAAGAAAUGUGAGUCUCAGACUGAGCAGCACGUGACUCGGUUCAUCUUGGAACAACAGGAAGUGAAAUUAAAGAAGAACUCAAAAUCCAGGAAAAAGCGGAAACAAAACACAGACGAGGAAGAAGGCUUGCCUAUCAGCACGUAUGCCAAGUUCUGCCAUCGGAAGCUGCAGAAGGUGGCCAUCACGGGAGGCAAGAAGGGGCUACGGAAGCCCACCUUGGAGGAGGUGGACCACAGUCGGCGAGCCAUCAUCACCCCAUCCCUGUUUGGGAGCUCGUUGGAGGAAGUCAUGGAGCGCCAGAGCGAACUCUUCCCAGACAGGAAGUUGCCGUGGGUGCAAGUUCAACUUUCCCAGUAUGUUCUUGCCCUGGGUGGGGCUCAGACGGAGGGCAUCUUCAGAGUGCCCGGCGACAUCGAUGAAGUCAACGCAUUGAAACUUCAAGUGGACCAGUGGAGGAUCCCCGAGAACCUGUCGGAUCCCAAUGUUCCAGCCUCCCUGAUGAAGCUGUGGUACCGGGAGCUGGAGGAGCCCCUCAUCCCCAUGAACUUCUAUAAGCAGUGUGUCAACAACUGCGAUGACCCGGUGGCCGCCAUUGCUGUGGUCCAGUCUCUGCCUGAGCUCAACAGGCUGGUGCUCUGCUACUUCAUCCAUUUCCUACAGGUGUUUGCUCAGCCGUCUAACGUGGCCAUAACCAAGAUGGAUGUGAACAACCUGGCCAUGGUGAUGGCCCCAAACUGCCUCCGGUGCCAAUCAGACGACCCGCGCAUCAUCUUCGAGAACACGCGCAAAGAGAUGUCCUUCCUGAGAAUGCUGAUAGUUCACCUGGACACCGGUUUCAUUGAAGGGGUGGUGUAGGCUCACCACGCCCUCGCCCCCCGGCCCUCGCCGUCUCUCUGCCGACAACACUGGAAACCCUUCGCACAUGACAUCUUGUUCACAAAGGCGUGUGAUGACAAAGAACUGUUUCCUACCAGAAGUAAGCACAUAGAACUCCACCUGAGCUCAUCCAGUACUUGGACCCAUGGAGUCCACCUGAGCUCAUCCAGUACUUGGACCCAUGGAGUCCACCUGAGCUCAUCCAGUACUUGGACCCAUGGAGUCCACCUGAGCUCAUCCAGUACUUGGACCCAUGGAGUCCACCUGAGCUCAUCCAGUACUUGGACCCAUGGAGUCCACCUGAGCUCAUCCAGUACUUGGACCCAUGAGCCGAUGCUUAACUUCUGUGGUAUCAAUCACGUGUUCUGUCGUGUCGUUUGGUGCUCCCAAGUAGUUCAUCCGGUCACUGGUCUUGUCCCGUACGAGGGAAAUACCAAGAAAGCUAUUUUUAUUGAGGUUUGCUGAUUUUCUUAAUUUACGUCUUUGUGAUGUGGGAGCUUCAUUCUUCAAUCAUGAUUCUGUGUCAGAAACCUUUCAGUUGGAUUUGUGUUCUUUAGUCUCUGUGAUCUGUGUGUUUUGUGGCUCAGGUCUUAAGAUAAAACGGGUGGGAGGGUGUGGGUGGGGGGCUACGUGAAUAAACAUCAACAUGUCGACACCCCCAGAAGGGAGUGUUGUUGGACUCAAGCACUAUGAGAAUGUAGAUGAAGCUUAGUGAGUCUUCCAGGACUUCCCCAGUGUACAUACAGAGUGUAAAUAGUAUUAAUACUACAAGUGUAUCCAAAAUGAAGGCUAAGGGUGAGAGUGGCUGUGAGAGAAAUUAAAAAAAAAAGUUUGUCAUUUUGUUUUUUGUUCUGCUGUAACCGCCUGCCUUUUGAACAUAGGACUGACUCAAACCACUCAGUGUGUGUGUGUGUGUAUGGUGUACCUCCUUGUAUGAAUAUGGAACAAUUGUUGGGAAAUAAAGCUUUGUU